AUGGCAGGCGCCGAGACAAUCCGCUCGGAGGCAGGGAGUCCUUGUCCCAUCCAGGAGACAGACCAGGCUGUUGACGAGUCGUCAGACGUCGACGGUGACUUUGCUUCGCGUCAAAAGAUGCUGAGCCGAAAAAGGAGGGCGGCCAAAGACAGCCCAGAGAUCGCCUACCGCCUCACUGUCUGCCCGGAACUCAGCUUGGGCGUCUUCCUCACCGUCAUUCCUGAGCGGGCCGCAAAACUAGGCCUCGAGACGCUUCCCCACGCCAAGCCCGUCGAGACGGGCCGCGCCGAUGGCGCCGUGAGCGUGCUGCUCGCCCACGUCAUUGCGACGCGGUGCCGGGGGGAUAUCAUCACUGAUGCCGAUAUGGCGUACCCAGAGGAGUGGCGAAGCCAGGCUGGGCGCGCCGCCGGUCAGGACGUUGGCCACCAGGAGGGCGGCCGGACCGUCGGUCUGCACUCGCUCGCCGUGCUGCCGCGGCUGCAGCGCUGCGGCAUUGGGCAGACAAUCGUGAGGGCCUACCUGGAUCAGAUGAAGUGCUGCGGGCUGGUAGAUCGUGUGGCGUUGAUUUGCCAAGACGUGAGUUCUCCCUUGUGUUUGGGGGGGUGGAGGGGAUGGACCUGA
This is a messenger RNA of Chaetomium globosum CBS 148.51, 621 nucleotides long. RefSeq lists its product as uncharacterized. Bases 1 to 621 code for a protein of 206 amino acids. The transcript has 2 exons. NCBI's taxonomy places the organism in Eukaryota, Fungi, Ascomycota, Sordariomycetes, Sordariales, Chaetomiaceae. Gene Ontology annotation, cellular component: cytoplasm. The record is from RefSeq and is a predicted model, not a curated record. Gene Ontology annotation, molecular function: aralkylamine N-acetyltransferase activity.